AUGCGAUGCACGAGCAAGGCCGCCGAAAGCGCGUCCGCACGUCUCUGUGCGGACGCCGAAGCAGAAACUACAGCAACCGAUGUCUCAUCGGUUGCUGAAGCGACCCAGCCUGUGUCACUUGGUGAUGCAGGCGCUGGUCAUGAAGACACUCAUGUCUUAACAGAGUAUGAGCUCGGUGUCUCAUACUCUCCUGAUACGGAAGACGGAUCCGUAUCGACGGCGAUUGAAUCCAAGCCGCCUGCCAAGCGUGGCAUGGACGAUACUUUGCGUCGCAGCAUCUUUGGCUCAUCUGACGAAUCAGAUGAACCAUCGCCGAAGCGAAGGCGCUCGAGGUCGCGAGACUCGGGCGCUAACAGUGGUGUCGGUUCUCCUAUGGACACCACUUCACAGCGAGGUGCCCGUACUUCUGUCGGCACGUCGCAGGAAGAGCGGGACCGCAAUGUGUUGCGUCUCGCUCCCGAGAAGAAGGCAUGGAUGCAUCCUAAAUCCGUCAUGGAUCACUUUUCGGCGACGACGAGUGAUCGUUAUCGAACACGAUUGUUCGAUUCGUCAAGGAUCCAUCACCUUGACCCCAGUGCGAAAAACUAUCGCGCUGAGAAUGAGUUCUUCAUCGAUGCUUUCUUCAAUCAUCGAUGGUACAGUGGGAAUCACAAACGUGAUGGUCCCUCACUACUUCAGGCGUGGAACGCCUACAUCCAUAACCUUUUGAGGAUGUAG
This is a messenger RNA of Peronospora matthiolae, 717 nucleotides long. The record is from the annotation of a GenBank genome assembly. NCBI's taxonomy places the organism in Eukaryota, Oomycota, Peronosporomycetes, Peronosporales, Peronosporaceae.